This is a messenger RNA of Biomphalaria glabrata, 2420 nucleotides long. RefSeq names its product neuropeptide Y receptor type 5-like. The record is from RefSeq and is a predicted model, not a curated record. Gene Ontology annotation, cellular component: membrane. Gene Ontology annotation, biological process: neuropeptide signaling pathway. NCBI's taxonomy places the organism in Eukaryota, Metazoa, Mollusca, Gastropoda, Planorbidae. Bases 513 to 1796 code for a protein of 427 amino acids. The transcript has 4 exons. Gene Ontology annotation, molecular function: neuropeptide receptor activity.
AAAAUAAACUUAUUGGGAAUAAUAAUAAUAAUGCUUACCUUUGAGUCUGUAAAUUAAUGAAGAUAACAGUAUUUUACGUGGCUUCGCAGCCCCAGCUGCGACCUACAUAUUUUGCCAUACGCGGCGCUAUCAUAACCAUUGUCAGUCGGCAAUGCAAACAAGCAAACACGUAUUCUUACCCCGAGACAGAUACUCUCCAAUAGACGGAAGUUAUUUUGUGACACUAUUAUCCAGGAAGGCCUUCCCAUUGAAAUCUUGAAAUGCAGUUAAGUAUAUCUUGUAAAUGUUCAAAAAUAGAGAGUUUUCAUUUGCAGUUUCUUUCCUGGUUCUUAGGGAUUUUAUUUUUAAACCAGUAAAUAUUUUAAAGGGAAUAGAUAGAAUAAGAUAGAAGAUAAUUAUAUGUGUCAGUCAGUUGUUUGAUGUGCUUUGUUUCAAUACUUUCUCUUAGACUUUGUUAAGUCAUUUACAUUGUACCAUUAUAUCUGAAGUCUUCUUCCCAAAUUUAAAAUACGAUGUUUAUGUCUUUCGACUUUGUUUACGUCAAUACCGACAGUCUCGCUCCGAUGACCACUGUCCUGCCACCUAACCAUACGUUCAUCAGUUCAGACAUCUUGGACGAAGACAGAAGGAUUUAUCUGGAUUCGCUUCAGGGCGAUACCAACAUCAGAAACAUCCCGACUUUUAUUUUUCUGGUCGCCAUGGCAAUGGUUGGCCUGUUCGGGAAUUCCCUCAUCCUCUUGAUCUAUUCUGGGAGAAAAAAGAAGACUUCGACAAUAGUUUUUAUACAGUCAAUAGCAGUCGUCGAUCUGAUCACCAAUGUUAUCGUGAUACCUUUGACCAUCUAUGUUUUAUUUCAUACUUGGGACUUCAAUAACCAUGGCCUAUGUAAGAGUUUCUUGUUUAUCAACUUAGCAGCGGCGUCAACGUCAGCCAUUCUUUUGUUAGCUGUAGCAACAGUCAGAUACAGAAAAGUGUGCAUACCAUUAGGGUGGCAGGUAACUGCUAACCAUGCAAGAAUCAUCAGCGUCGUCAUUGCUGUGUUCUCCUGCCUGACCAGCAUCCCCUAUACAGUGGUUCACGGCAUUCAGCUCGUGGAAACUGGACGCCCGGAAGUCCGCGGAAAGGAGUGCCGUGUGGACCAGAAUUACGUCAACACAAUCUGGCCGUUAGUGGUCAGCCUCGUCUCGCUGGUCAUUUUCUUGUCCUGUUGCAUACCUCUCACCUACAUGUACGUCCGGGUGGGAAUCACAGCGUGGCGUCACAUCUACGCCUUGGACGUCUCACAAGCAGACGACGCCAAAAUGCCGCAAAACACUUCCGACGACACAAUGGACACUAAAGACAGCGCUUCUGACGUGCAAACCAAAACGGAUUGUAUUGAACUGGAGUUGAAAGAUAAGCCAAACGAAGGAGUAAAGAAAGACGUCACUUCGUCUCAGCAGACGAUCUGCGUUCCGCCGGCAAGAGGAAACUUAGAAGCGAUUGGCAGAAAAAUAGCCAAUCACACGACACGAAUGUUAAUUACUAUUAGUGUGGUAUACAUCAUCACUAACUUGACAACUUUAAUUCUCGUAUUUAUUAGGUCACUGAAGCCGGAGCAAAUGCUGAACAUAGGAACAGUUGCCGAUUCAAUGUACCGACUUUUCUUACAAAUUUUCAUGCUGAACUGUGCCAUCAAUCCUUUUAUCUAUUGCAUGUGUGAUCGAAAGUUUAGGAAAGAAGCCACCGCGUUCCUAAGGAAAGUUUUCUGCCCACAAUGCCAGCUAAAACGUAAUUGCGGUGUGAAUAGAAAAUAAUAUUUAUAAUUUAUUUUCUGAUCUUUAAUUACUCUUAUGCACAGUUGCUAGACUGCAAUAUGAUGGAGGACAUGUCCUGUUAGGUAGGCAUGGACCAAACGUGUGAAAAUGGCAGGGUUUAACUUCACGCUUUUACUCUGCAAACGAAUUCAUACCUUCAUAUAGUCUAGUUCAACAUACAAACCCCACUUUUAACUUAUUGAAAGAUUACAAGUUUUUUGACAACCUCCUUCAUUGGCGGGUUCUCGAUUAUUCAUGACUAUUACUCACUCGCCCAUGCGGAUGAUAAAAAGAAAAUUCCGGAAAAUGUGAUUUUUUCCCCUUUUUCCAUUUCUGGGCAUAUAGCUGACGUUGAAACACUGUUUUCGCAGAUAUAUACAGUGGACAAAAGAGAGACUGUCCAGUCACGUCCAGUGAAAGGUAUUUGUCCACACAAAGUACAAUCUAUGGAAAUGUUUUAAGAGUUUCAAUCGUAUUUAGGAACUAAUAAAGAACUUAGGUCUAUGUCUAAAUAGUCACUUUGUACCAAGUAUCGUCAAUAUGAUAACUUUAAUAAAGUGUUUUUUACAGUCCACGAUUAACUGACAUGGUUCAGCAAAUAAAUUGCAAUCGUAGUUUUUUAAA